Ciona intestinalis (vase tunicate) is the source of this 5262-nucleotide messenger RNA. The record is from RefSeq and is a predicted model, not a curated record. Lineage: Eukaryota; Metazoa; Chordata; Ascidiacea; Phlebobranchia; Cionidae.
AAAUCAGAACAGGGUGCAAUUAUUUUCCAGUCCGUCUGGCUAAAGCAUUUGUAGUGUAUGUUCUGUCAUGUAUUUAGUUGCACGGCGCCGAAAAGUUCGCAGGUGUGCGGAAAUUUCGCUGUUUGCUGGGUUUUUAAAAAAAAUCCCAGGGAAAAAAGUUAAAGCCACGUCGAAUUUACAUUAUUUCUAUAAAUGAUUUAAGAUGUAAAUUCUUGUCAGUAAAUAAGAUGUGCACUUUUUGUGUAUUUAGAUUUUGUUAGAAUCGUUUCAAAAGCUUUUUCGGCAAAACAAAACUGUUUCGUUUUUGAGCAAGAAAAAUAAACUUCUAAAUUCAAGUAAACUGAAAAUCAAGGAAUGGGUGUUGGUCUUGCCCGAGUUAUACACAGCUUUGCGCGCUGUUCAGCGCUGCUACUGGUGAUCGGGACGCUUGUGGACGUUUCAGCGGUCAAUGGGACACAUUUUCGGGGCGGGACAAUUUCCUGGUCGCCGGCCCCGCCUUCAACGUCAAGUAACCGAACGGUUGUGUUUACGUUUCGACUUGCCUGGUCGUUACAGCACGAACACUGCGACAACAACACGAUUGCAUCAAACCAACUGAUUGGAGAUGUCAACCAUAAAUGGAUAUGUGCGUACGGGUGUGCCGGACCGAUUGCCCCAACACGUAUUUACUGUUCUGCUUUCAACGUGGAACAAGACUGGGCGAUCGGCUCAAACAGUUUCAGCCAAACUUUUGACAACAACGGACCUUUUGAUAUUUCGUAUAUGUAUUGCUGCUGGGCUCAAAGCCUCAUGACCGCAACUACGUCAGAGUGGUCGCUAACCACCAAAGUACUGCUGGGUGUUCGAAGUGACACUGGGCUACCCAAUACCUCACCUGUCGUUAAAUCUCCUCUUACCAUAAGGUUAGAAGUCGGUGUUCCUUAUACCAUUCAGCUUGAAACUGUUGAUCUGGACGGUGAUGAUGUCAGGUGUCGACUCGGCAAUUAUUUCGGCGAAUGUGGCAACACAUGCACUCUGCACAAUGAAUUUUCACUCGAUACUGUUAAUUGUCAAAUAACCUACAACCCGACAACGAAUAUAACCGGGCUAGUUCCUAUUGCAAUAACUGUUGAAGACUUCAGUCGUUUCGACACGCCGAUACAACUGGACGACGUGACCAUUCGACCAGGCCACGCCAUUAGCUCAAUUCCAUUUCAAUUCAUCGUGCAACUUAAAGAAAACGAGCAACGGCUGCAAGAUCGUUGUCUUAAUGUGAAACCACGAGUGACCAUCAAUCCAAAUUCCGAAGUUUUUUUCGUGAAAGUAGGCCGAAUGUUUCAAGUUACUGCUACUUCUUCUGCAUGCCACCCUAGAGACAGCAUACGAGCAUUCAAUGGCACCGGACCCACUGGUGUGUUGCAGUCAAAUAUAAGUUUUGUAAAUAGAGAAGCAAGUAUAAGUGUAUCAUGGACACCAAAUGCACAACAGAGCGGCCGCCACACUUUCUGCUUUUCAGCUGAAGAUACUAACGGCUUAUUCUCAGAUCAAACCUGCUUUACUGUUGUAGUGGACCAGGAGUUAAAAUACUGUCGUGGCAUUGGUGGUAGUGAAUACAUCACAUUUGAUCAUCUGCAUUAUUCUUUUGCUGGAAGAUGUCAAUACCAGCUUGCGUUGACUACAUUUAAUCCAUUCUAUGCCUAUUCCAACAACCUGCAACCGUUCAAUAUAUCAGUAACCAAUGAUGCAACUCGAAGUGGGGAACCAAGGAUAUCUGUUAUUAAAGUGACAAUUGCGCAACGAUUUGUAGAACUUCAUAGAAACAGAAGAGUUAUUGUUGACGGAGAACAAGAAAUAUUACCCAUAGUUCUCUCUGGUUUCCGUAUCGACAUACGAGGAAGGUUCGUAACCAUGACGACUACAUCAGGAGCGGUGAUCAAGUUUGACGGCGAGACAAGUUUCAUCAUUGGGUUGCCAACCACAUAUUCUGGACAUGUUCAAGGUUUAUGUGGCAACAUGAACAACGACGCCAGUGAUGAGUUUCUUGACUCCCGAAGAAAAUCUCUCGUCCCUGUUGUUAUGAAUCCACUUGAGUUUGGAAACAGAUUUGUUCUCGGAAGAUGCAAUACACCUCCAGUACAACAUGAUGAAUGCUCCAGACCAAGUAAUGCUGCCAAUAUGUUGGCAUGCUCUUUGCUCACAGCAACUGAAGGUUGUUUCUCACAAUGUCAUUCAGUUAUUUCACCAGACCCAUUUUAUCAGAGUUGCAUAACAGCGCUGUGUCGUAGCACAGUAUACCAACGAACCACACUCAAAAUACAGAUAGGGUCGUAUGCUGAUGCUUGCCAGUUAGAAAGUGCUGAGAUAUGUAACUGGCGUGAUCGUAUUGGUGCAGCUAUGGAAUGCCUACCUAACUCUCGUUAUGUGGCAUGUGGUAUGUCGGAACCACAAACUUGCGCGAACCUUAAUUCACCUCCACUAGCUACAACGUCAUGCGUCGAAGGUUGCCAGUGUGAUGAAGGGUAUUUACUUUCUGGUGAACAAUGUGUUCACCAAAGUACUUGUGGGUGUUUUAUACAGCGGAAAUACAGACUACCAGGUUUUACGUUCCGAACCAGUGAUUGCGCGCAUGAGUGCACAUGCGUCGGGGUGAAUCAAACCUCGUGCGUACUAGCGCCUCCGUGUGGGGUAAACGAGCACUGUGGUGUACGACCCGAUGGCUUCAGUCAUUGUUUCGAACGAACACUGCUGCCAGCUACAUGCCACGCACUGGGAGAUCCACACUAUCAGACUUUUGACGGAGCUGCGUUUGAUUCAAUGUCUACAUGUGCCCAUAUUAUGGUUAGAUCACGUGCCGAUUCCACCAUCACCCCUUUUACUGUGAUUGCAAUAAACGACCAACCAAGAAUAAAUCAGACCGUAUCUCAUGUUAGUGAGGUUCAUGUUGUGUUUGGGGUCAAUCAGACAAGGAUAACACUGAAGGAAGGGCCAGUUAUCAUGGUGAACGGGGCAAUUGCUUAUCCGGGCGCUUCUUUUGAUGGCUUCACCAUUAGAAAACUUGGAGUUUUUGUAAUUCUCUCCUUCAACUUCGGUCUUGUUGUAAGAUGGGAUGGUGUGGAUAGGCUAAGAAUAUCUGCAUGGAGCCCCUUAAGUCGUCAUGUGGAAGGAUUAUGCGGGAACUUUGAUGGCGAUCCAACCAAUGACUUUGCUGCAGCUAAUGGUGGAGGACUUAUUACUGAUGUGGAUCAGUUUGUUAACAGUUGGAUGGUUACUGGACCUGAUAUUAAUGGAAACUUAUACCCCAUACCACAACGCAACAGUACAGAGAUUUGUAUCAAUCAAGGUUUGACCACACCUGAAGACUUGGCAAAUUGUAUUGCCCUAAUCCCACAGUCUAAUUACAGUUGUCGUUUACGUCGUGUUGGAGACGUAGCACCUCCAUGUUCGGACAACAACAGACUCUUAUCGCAUAUGCGAGAUUGCGCAAUCUUAACAAGUACCACAGGACCAUUUGCUCCAUGCCAUGGAAUAAUUAACCCAAGACAGGAUUUCAAAAAUUGUGUAUUUGAUUUAUGUGCGUAUGGGGGAAAUCAAAGUUAUAUGGAGCGAAUUUUGUCAUCUUAUGACUACGACUGUAGAGAACGUAAUGUAACAGUUACUGGUUGGAGAGAAGUCUUGGAUUUGCCAUUCCAAUGCUCCGGAAAUAUGGUCUUCAGUUCUUGCAUGAGUCAGUGCCAAGCUACUUGUUCUGAUCCGGACCGGAGUAUUUGUGAAUCGAAUCUUGAUUUAGGAACACACUGUAUUGAAGGUUGCCAGUGCCCCAACGGAUUUGUUCAAUCGUCAAACAACAGCGGUUGCGUGCCACAAGAACUUUGUGGUUGUGUGGUCAAUGGUAGAUACCAACUUAGAGGUUUUAUCUACCGACAAAACAACUGCUCAGAAGAAUGUGUAUGUAUGGGAAACAAUGUAGUUCAAUGCAACACUGUACCAACUUGUAAGAUAAACUUGGAAUGCAGGACCGACCAGUAUGGAUACCAAAGCUGUCAUGGACGCUUAAGGAGGAGAGCGACAUGUAAAGCGGUCACGGAUCCACAUUAUAUGACGUUUGAUAGAACAAGAUUUGAUUCCAUGGGCACAUGUGCUUAUAUCAUGAUAAGAAACAUAGCUGGAUCCCGAGCACCUAACUUUACAGUGAUAGCAGUGAACGUACAACCUUUACCUCACCAAAUUGUAUCUCAUGUAAAAGAAGUUCAUCUUCUGUUUAAUGGAAACGAAACAAUGGUGUUUCAGGAAGGCCCCGUGGUUAAGUGGAAUGGAAGAGUAAUUCUACCCGGAACGACCCAAUCUAACUUUGUUGUAACUCGUGGUGGUCGAUUUAUUGUUGUUGAGUUUGACUUUAGACUCGUCAUAAAGUGGGACGGAAUUGACAGAGUUCGAAUCCACGCCUGGCAAGAACUGCGUGAGCAAGUUGAGGGUUUGUGUGGGGAUUUUGACGAUGACGCGUCAAAUGACUUCCGUACAAGCUGGGGUGAAGUGACGACAAAUCUAACAACAUUUGUGAGAAGUUGGGAAGCAUCAGGAUAUAGUGCAGAGGGUUGCUUCCUCCCCCCUCCUGCCAAUGCAUCAGAUAUUUGCCCAAGUCAAGACGCAUUGCAAAGAUUUGGUCGUGAGUGUUCCGUUCUCAUGAACAGAACUGGCCCUUUCGCCGACUGCCACACACAAGUUAACCCUUGGAGUUCUUUCCGCGACUGCUUGUUUGAUCUUUGCGCCACAAAUGGCAGUUCUGCGCUAAAAGAUCGGAUUUUUUCGUCCUACACAACUGACUGCUUGGGAGCAGAUAGACAACCUUCAGAUGACUGGAGACAAGUUGCUGAUCUGCCUGUGAACUGCCCACCAAACCAGCAUUACAAUGUAUCUGCACCACCAUGCCACCAUCAUGUACUGACCCUCAUGCUACUAACUUGGAAUGGAAGAGUAAUUCUACCCGGAACGACUCAAUCUAACUUCGUUGUAACUCGUGGUGGUCGAUUUAUUGUUGUUGAGUUUGACUUUAGACUCGUCAUAAAGUGGGACGGAAUUGACAGAGUUCGAAUCCACGCGUGGCAAGAACUGCGUGAGCAAGUUGAGGGUUUGUGUGGCGAUUUUGACGAUGACGCGUCAAACGACUUCCGUACAAGCUGGGGUGAAGUGACGACAAAUCUAACAACAUUUUUGCUUCCUCCCCCCUCCUGCCAAUGCAUCAGAUAUUUGCCCAAGUCAAGACGCAUUGCAAAGAUUUGGUCGUGA